Alligator sinensis (Chinese alligator) is the source of this 2572-nucleotide messenger RNA. RefSeq names its product UFM1 specific ligase 1 (gene UFL1). The coding region runs from base 95 to 2362 and encodes 755 amino acids. Gene Ontology annotation, biological process: protein K69-linked ufmylation; response to endoplasmic reticulum stress; regulation of proteasomal ubiquitin-dependent protein catabolic process. The record is from RefSeq and is a predicted model, not a curated record. Lineage: Eukaryota; Metazoa; Chordata; Crocodylia; Alligatoridae. Gene Ontology annotation, cellular component: endoplasmic reticulum membrane. Gene Ontology annotation, molecular function: UFM1 ligase activity. The transcript has 19 exons.
ACUGCAGCCGGAGCGCGCAGGCGCCGACGUCGUUUGUCCCCGCGCGCGGCCCGUCGCGACGCUGACGUGAGGCUGCGGCGGCUCCGGGACAACUAUGGCGGGCGCCUGGGAGGAGAUCCGCCGCCUGGCGACUGACUUCCAGCGCGCCCAGUUCGCCGAGGUCACGCAGCGGGAGGUCCGGCGAGAGCUGCGGGCGCGCGCUGGUCGAGUAAACAUUGUUGACUUACAACAGAUAAUAAAUGUAGACCUGCUACAUAUUGAAAACCGUGCUAAUGACAUUGUUAAAUCAGAUAGAGCUAUUCAGCUUGUUCUGGGACAGCUUAUAGAUGAGAGUUACUUAGACCAGUUAGCAGAAGAGGUAAAUGAUAAACUACAGGAAACUGGCCAAGUGACAAUAUCUGAACUCUGCAAGGCAUAUGACCUUCCAGGAGACUUCCUGACACAGGCAUUGUCUGGGCGUCUGGGUAGAAUUAUCCGUGGACAAAUAGAUCAGGACAACCGAGGGGUGAUUUUUACAGAAGCCUUUGUAUCCCGUCAUCGGGCACGUAUUCGUGGUCUAUUUAGCGCAAUGACUCGGCCUACACCUGUAAGUAACUUGAUCACUCGUUAUGGAUUUCAGGAACAUUUGCUUUACUCUGUGUUAGAGGAACUUGUUAACACUGGACGUCUGAAAGGCACAGUGGUUGGCGGGAGACAGGAUAAGGCAGUGUUUGUUCCAGAUAUCUAUGCCAGGACACAGAGCAACUGGGUUGAUUCCUUUUUCAAGCAGAACGGUUACCUAGAAUUUGAUGCAUUGUCCAGGCUUGGCAUCCCAGACCCCGUGAGCUACAUAAAGAAAAGAUACAAGUCUUCACAUCUUUUAUUUCUGAGCGCAGCCUGUGUUGGUCAGGGAAUUGUGGAUCAAGUGGAGGCUUCUGUAGAUGAAGCCAUCAGCUCUGGAACCUGGGUGGACAUAGCGACUCUUCUGCCCAGUUCAUUAUCAGUAGAAGAUUCUGGGAUGUUGCUUCAGCAAGUGAUGAGAUCUUUCAACAAACAAUCUUCAGCUAUAGUUUUUAUUGACACUGUUGUGGUCAGUGAGAAAUUUAUAAAUAGUUGUACUGAUCUGUUCCGUGACUUGAUGCACCAGAAAGCUGAAAAAGAAAUGAAAAAUAACCCUGUUCAUUUGAUCACUGAAGAAGAUUUAAAACAGGGUUCUAUUUUGGAAAACUCAUUUGCUAAUAAAAAAGACAAAAAGGAUGAGAGAAGAAAGAAAGCAACAGAGGGCAGUGGAAGCGUAAGAGGAGGAGGUGGUGGAAAUGCCAGAGAGAUCAAGAUUAAGAAAACUAAAAAGAAAGGAAGAAAAGAUGCUGACAGUGAUGAGGAAUCACAAGCAAGUAGCACAAGUAGGAAUAAGCAUCUGGAGAUGCUUUUCAUGUCACAGGAAGAGAUUCAGGAUGUUUUAAGGAACCAUAUACAAGACUGUCCUGAAGAACUUAUUAUAGAACUUACUGAACAUUUAAUAAGGCCCCUAACAAAGAGCUAUAAAGAAGUGGUACGUUGUGUAUUCUUAUCUUCAACUUCUUCUUCAUCUGGAGCUAGCAGGAAACAGACCAUCAGGGACUUGCAGGAAGAGGUCUCAAACUUGUACAAUAAUAUCAGAUUAUUUGAAAAGGGAGCAAAGCAUUUUACAGAUGAGACUCAAACUCACCUUGCCAAACACCUGCUGAAGACUGUUUGCACAGACAUUACAAAUCUUAUUUUCAACUUUCUAGCAGCUGAAUUAAUGAUGGCAACAGAUGAUCACACUGCCAUUACAAGUGAAGUCAGGAAAAAGAUUAUAGGUAAAUUACCUGAAGAAUCCAAAGGUGCUUUAACAAAACUACAUGCUUCUUUGAAUGGCAAGAGUUUAGAAGAUUUUCUUUUGUGCCUUGAUUCUGCAGCAGUUGCUUGUGAUAUUAUGGUGAAAAAGGGGGACAAAAAGAAAGAAAGGCAGGUUCUGUUCCAGCAUAGACAGGCUUUGAUUGAACAACUAAAAGUCACAGAAGACCCAGCUCUCGUUCUGCAUCUUACAUCAGUCCUGUUGUUUCAGUUUUCAACCCACUGCAUGGUUCAUGCACCAGGAAGAUGUGUGCCACAGAUCAUUGCUUUCCUAAGUACUAAGAUCCCAGAGGAUCAGCAUUCUCUUCUAGUCAAAUACCAAGGGUUAGUGGUGAAACAGUUGAUCAACCAGAAUAAAAAGAUUGGGCAAGGAGAUGAUGACAUAAUGGAUAAUCAAGAGGAAGAAGAAGGUGCAGAAGAUAUUCGAAAACAGCUCCAAGAAGUGACAGCCUCUGUCAAAGAUCUUGUCCUCAGGCCCAGAAAACCUUCUGUAACAGAGGAGUAAAGAUCUAAUAAAUUCAUCCCAGUCCAUGAAACAGUCAGAAUAUUUUUUUUUUCUUUAAGGGAUAAUGUUCAUUUUGUUGUAGUGGUAGAGGAUGGGAUUGUAGCCUUAGAUUUGGUAAACUUUAAUGGUACUGGUGAAUGCAGUAUAAAGCACAACAGAUGGAUGCUUACCACGGAAUUGAUUAACUGAAUAAAUUAUUUAAAAAUGAAA